CGCUACUGCUAGCUAAACUUCAGAAUGAACCCGACAAGAGGAAAACCCGUUAGUUUGUAGAGGAGAAACUGUGACCGUCCAUGUCUUGUCUACAAAUAUCGACACGCUGACAAAAAGUUGUUGACAGCAAUGUCGAGAGAAAACACCACGCGAAGUUUGGACAGCAUAGACCUCGCUGCUUUGAGAGAUCCAGCAGGUAUCUUUGAGUUGGUGGAGGUGGUUGGCAAUGGAACCUAUGGUCAGGUGUACAAGGGUCGUCAUGUCAAGACAGGCCAACUGGCAGCUAUCAAAGUCAUGGAAGUCACAGAGGAAGAAGAAGAGGAGAUCAAACUGGAGAUCAACAUGUUGAAGAGCUAUUCCCACCAUAGAAACAUCGCUACUUACUAUGGAGCUUUUAUUAAGAAAGGUCCUGCUGGACAGGACCACCAACUCUGGUUGGUGAUGGAGUACUGCGGAGCCGGCUCUGUCACGGACUUGGUGAAGAAGACCAAGGGCAACUGCCUGAAGGAGGACUGGAUAGCUUACAUCUGCCGAGAGGUGCUCAGGGGUCUUUCCCAUCUCCACUCCCAUCAUGUGAUUCACAGAGACAUUAAGGGACAAAAUGUUUUGCUCACAGAGAAUGCUGAAGUCAAACUGGUUGACUUUGGAGUGUCGGCACAGCUGGAUAAGACGAUUGGUCGACGGAACACCUUCAUCGGAACUCCCUAUUGGAUGGCUCCGGAGGUCAUAGCCUGUGACGAGAACCCAGAGGCCACAUAUGACUACAGGAGUGACCUCUGGUCCUUAGGCAUCACCGCAUUAGAGAUGGCUGAAGGAGCCCCUCCACUGUGUGACAUGCAUCCAAUGAGAGCUCUGUUUUUGAUUCCACGAAACCCUCCACCCAAACUUAAAUCAAAGAAAUGGUCGAAGCGUUUCUUGUCGUUUGCUGACAGUUGUCUGGUCAAGAACCAUCUGCAUCGGCCCACCACUGACACGCUGCUGAGGCACGCUUUCAUCAGAGAUCUGGCCAAUGAGAGACAAGUUCGCAUCAUGCUCAAAGAUCAUCUGGACCGAACCAGGAAGAAAAGGGAGAAAGAGGGUCCUGAGUAUGAGUACAGUGGCAGUGAAGAAGACGAUGACGAGGUCACAGAGGAGGAAGGAGAGCCCAGCUCCAUAGUGAACGUUCCUGGUGAAUGGACGUUGAGACGGGAGUUUCUCCGUUUGCAGACAGAGGAUCGCGAAGGCGGCAGGGAGGGGGGCCACGGGGGAGGUGGAGGUCAACAACGACAACAGGCAUUACAGCAGCACAGGCAGCAGUUGGCGGAGCAGGAGCGAUACAAGCAGCAGUUACUGGCCGACAGACAGAAGAGGAUCCAACAGCAGCAUGAGCAGCGGCAAAAGUUAGAGGACCAGCAGAGGCGGCAGCUGGCAGACUGUGCCUUUCAGUGGGCGGAGCUUCAAGAGAUUUUUCCUGGGGAAGAGUCUGAUCCCCAUGACAGCAGAAUCUUACUGGAUGAGAGAAACAGGAGGAGUGACAGGAGACAGGACCAGGCAGGCAGACAGCAGAGUGCCGAAGUGUCAGUGAGGCCUCUGGACUCCGCCACAGAGCAGAGAGCCGUGGCUCCAAACCAGCUGCUUCAGCACAGGGCCCAGCUCUCCCAGCCUCAGCUCCAGCCGCAAGCCAAGCCCCAGCCUCUGGCUCAGCAUCAGCAGCCCUCAGCGGGCAGGAGAUCGCACCGCACCCUGCCCAAGGACCAAACCCAGCUCCUGUCGCUGCAGCACGACCACAGGCACAGGGAGCGGGAGAGGCAGAGGCAAAAGCCGGUGGCAACUGUCCAGAAGCUAACAGCUAAUAGUGGGGGCACAGCUGCUGCUGCUGCUGCUUCCUCGCCCAGCCGCCCUGCAAACAGCCAGCGCUCAGCGAUGGACUUCCAGGAAUCAAACCUAGCCAGGCUGCUUUUGGCCGCUGGUCUGCCCAGCCAGAUGCACUCUAGGCUGGGCUCGGGGAGCAGCUCCAGUCCCUGUACUCCAGCCCUACAGAGAGCUCACCUCAACCAGAAUGCCAAUCUGCGCUCCAGUCGAGACGCCCCUCACAGCAGCUCUAUGUCAGAUAUGGCCAUCUCCCCGUUGUCCCCAUUCUCCCCUACGUCCCCAACUGAUGAUGUCUUCUGGGACUCUGGGACGCCACCGAAGGUCCCAGAACGCACAACCUCAAAGUUCUACUGUAGAGAGCUGGUGAUGGGACACAAGCGGGCCGCUUCGAGUGGCAGUCCCGGGUCGGUCGCAGACAAGAGUGGACGGUCCGUGUCCUCCAGCUGCAGCAACCACCCAGGCUACAUCAAACUGGAGAGUCCUCUGCUACAGCACCGUCUCCAGCAGCACAGGAGGGCACAAGAAAACGUGACCAGUGGACAUACACAAGGUGUUAGAGCUGCUCUGAGUCGGCUUAACAAGGCCACAGAAUACUCCUCAUCCAGUGACGAGGUCGGCAGCAGUGAUGAUGAAGAGAGGAACAGGUCUGGCCUGUCCAAUGGAAAGGGAAAGUACUUUAGAGGAAUACCUGAUGGCAUUGUACUGCAACCUCACCACAAUCUUAACCAGAUUUCUCGGAUAGGUUCAGAUGAUACCUACCUGCUACCAGACCUUCUGCAGAAAACCUCCUCCUCCAGUCCUACCCACAACGCACUGGGCCAGCAGCAGCGAGCACGGGAACUCAACUACUCGCAGUCACCCACGGCCCCCCGAUCCCCCACACACCAGGACCUACAUGCCGUCAGCAGUCCUACCGGUAAAAACGCCUCCUCAUCUUCCUCUUCCUCCUUCCUGUCAUUCAUCGAUCCAAGAUUGAUCCCCAUGUCAUCGCCACCACAGAGCCCUGUGGGUAAUAAGGGUGAGCAGACCAAGAGAGAGAACCACAGGAAGGGCUCUGUGGUGAAUGUGAACCCGACCAACAUUCGUCCGCAGAGCGACACUCCAGAGAUCCGCAAGUACAAGAAGAAAUUCAACACGGAGGUUCUCUGUGCUGGACUAUGGGGUGUAAAUCUGUUGGUGGGGACGGAGAAUGGCCUGUGGCUGCUGGAUCGAAGUGGUCAGGGGAAAGUCUACUCCCUCAUCAGCAGACGACGGUUUCAGCAGAUGGAUGUGUUGGAAGGACUCAACGUGCUGAUCACUAUAUCAGGUAAAAAGAACAAGCUCCGUCUGUACUAUCUAUCCUGGUUAAGGAAUAAAAUUCUGCACAAUGACCCAGAGGUGGAGAAGAGACAGGGUUGGACCUCAGUAGGGGAUCUAGAAGGCUGUGUACACUAUAAAGUGGUGCGUUACGAUAAGAUAAAGUUCUUGGUGAUUGCUUUGAAGAACGCCGUGGAGGUGUACGCCUGGGCCCCCAAACCCUACCACAAAUUCAUGGCCUUCAAGUCAUUCAGAUCUCUGCCUCAAAAACCAAUGUCUGUUGACCUGACAGUGGAGGAAGGCCAGAGGUUAAAGGUCAUCUACGGCUCCUUGUCUGGUUUCCACGCCAUCGAUGUCGACUCUGGAACACCUUACGACCUCUACCUGCCUACACAUAUCCAGGGCUCCAUUCGUCCCCAUGCCAUCAUCAUCUUGCCAAACAGCGCUGGAACAGAGGUUCUGGUUUGCUACGAAGACGAGGGCGUCUACAUCGACACCUACGGCCGCAUCACCAAGGAUACGGUGCUGCAGUGGGGGGAGAUGCCUGCAUCUGUCGCCUACCUUCAGUCCAACCAGGUGAUGGGCUGGGGAGAAAAGGCCAUAGAGCUAAGGUCGGCCAACACAGGGAACCUGGAGGGAGUUUUCAUGCACAAGAAGGCCCAGAAACUCAAAUUCCUCUGUGAAAGGAAUGACAAGGUCUUCUUUGCCUCGGUGCAGUCCGGAGGCAGCAGUCAGAUUUACUUCAUGACUCUUGGACAGAACUCACUGUUCAACUGGUAACGAGGGGUUAACAGGUCCCCUCUGGGAUCAACAGGUGGUGUCUGCCUUCAUUGCUCUGGGUUUGCCUGGGGAUGCCUUUUUAUAUUACUGCCGACUGAUGUUCAUCUCCAUGGAUAAUG
Messenger RNA from Etheostoma spectabile (orangethroat darter), 4046 nucleotides. RefSeq names its product misshapen-like kinase 1. The transcript is spliced from 33 exons. The coding region runs from base 130 to 3927 and encodes 1265 amino acids. Gene Ontology annotation, biological process: protein phosphorylation. Gene Ontology annotation, molecular function: protein kinase activity; ATP binding. The record is from RefSeq and is a predicted model, not a curated record. NCBI's taxonomy places the organism in Eukaryota, Metazoa, Chordata, Actinopteri, Perciformes, Percidae. Gene Ontology annotation, cellular component: cytosol.